Messenger RNA from Emericellopsis atlantica, 1503 nucleotides. RefSeq names its product will die slowly. Gene Ontology annotation, molecular function: histone binding. The transcript is spliced from 2 exons. Bases 1 to 1503 code for a protein of 500 amino acids. The record is from RefSeq and is a predicted model, not a curated record. NCBI's taxonomy places the organism in Eukaryota, Fungi, Ascomycota, Sordariomycetes, Hypocreales, Bionectriaceae. Gene Ontology annotation, cellular component: Set1C/COMPASS complex.
AUGGCGCCGCCCGACGAGUUACGCGAUGAUACUCCGCCGCUGAAACGUCGAAGAACAGACAGCGAAUCCCCAGCAAGAAAUGGCGUGUCGGAUGGCGCAGCGCGGGAAAGCGAGGGCGACGAGAGACCCAGGGACAGAGCACGCGACAGCCGCGACCCUAGCCGCCCGCGAAGCGAGCGUAGAUCACGAAAGGCAUUCGGCAGCCGAGAGCCCAGCCUUUCAAGAUCACGGUCAGGAUCAGCCUCCAGGCGACGGCAGCGCUCAAGGUCACGGUCGGGCGGCGCGACGCGGUCCCCUUCGCCGUAUGACUCGAGGUCGCGCUCUAGGUCACGCACAAGACCGCGCUCUGUGACACCGGAACAGUCGAGAUCGAGACGGCCUUCUCGCGGAGAGGAUGACGACGACGAGGAUGACGCCUAUGUACCCACCCAGAAACAGCCGAAACCAGACUACCGACCACGGCUGAUCCUGCGUGGCCACGAGGGACCAGUGUCGCAGGUUCGCAUAUCGCCCAAUGGCAGCUUCAUUGCCUCGUCGUCAGCGGACGGCACAGUCAAGAUCUGGAACGCGGAGACGGGCAGUCACAUGGACACGCUAGUCGGACACAUGGCCGGUGUGGGUUGCGUGGCCUGGAGUCCAGACAGCAACACCCUCGCCAGCGGCUCGGACGACAAGGCGAUCCGGCUCUGGGACAGGGUCACGGGGAGGCCUAAGAUGUCGAACAAGAAGUCGGCGACGGGUCAAGAGAUGCCGCCCCUGAGAGGACACCACAAUUACCUGCACUGCUUGGCCUUCUCGCCCAAGGGGAACAUCCUAGCCAGCGGCUCCUACGACGAAGCUGUCUUCUUGUGGGACGUGAGAGCCGGGCGGCUGAUGCGAAGCUUGCCCGCCCACAGUGAUCCCGUUAGUGGUAUUGACUUUUGCUGCGACGGUACGCUGGUGGCCAGCUGUUCCACAGAUGGGCUCAUUCGUAUAUGGGACACGCAGACUGGACAAUGUCUACGGACUCUGGUCCACGAAGACAAUCCUGCAGUGGCGAGCGUCUGCUUCUCCCCCAACGGCAGAUUCGUCCUGGCCUCGAGCCUGGACAAUUGCAUUCGACUCUGGGACUACGUCGCAGGCAGCGUCAAGAAAACGUACCAAGGGCAUCGCAAUGAGAAAUUCUCCAUCGGCGCGUGUUUUGGCGCACUCGAUCAUUUGCCUUUUGUGGCCUCGGCAAGCGAGGACGGUGGCAUCGUACUGUGGGACGUGAAGAGCAAGGCUAUCCUGCAAAAGGUCAAGGGCCACCAGGGUGUAUGCUUCUGGGUCGACAUUUGCGAGGAUCUCAUGGUCAGCGCGGGCCAGGACAAGACCAUACGCGUGUACAGGCACAAGAGGGUCGAGAAGGGUGUCGUCAACGGGACGUCGGGACAUGAUCAUGCCGGUCCCUUUACGGCAGAGGACGUGAAGCAUGUUUCGCAGCUGCCUAUCCGGUCCGAGGAUGUCAAGAUGGAGGGCGCUUGA